Culicoides brevitarsis is the source of this 559-nucleotide messenger RNA. RefSeq lists its product as uncharacterized. The transcript has a single exon. The coding region runs from base 59 to 532 and encodes 157 amino acids. Lineage: Eukaryota; Metazoa; Arthropoda; Insecta; Diptera; Ceratopogonidae. The record is from RefSeq and is a predicted model, not a curated record.
CGCUUUUUACAUCCAGAUCUAUCCAGAAAAUAAAACUUGUUUUUUUUUUCAAUUAAAAAUGUUUGCAAAAAUUCUCAUCGCUGUAACAAUUUUUGCUUGUUUUGCUGACCAAAUUGUCGCGCAACGAGGUUUUUAUGGAGGCUCUGCUGGCACAGGUUACAAAGAUCGUUUUGUGGCAGGUCAACAAGCGAUCGGGGAUAGAUUUCAAGCAUCACAGCCCGUUGCAGCUCAAGGUACGAAUCCAGCUCCAGCUCGUCCCGCUUUGCCUGUGAAUGCUCAUGGUGAUCAACAACUAUUCGAUCGUUUGAGUCAAUUACCGCGGGAACAUCAACCUUUCUGGUUCUUGAACUAUCAGCAAUUGGAAGCGCAACGAGGACAGGCAUUCCCUGCCUUGCCUGCUGGACAAAUGCAAAAUAAUUUGCAAGCACCUUCAAAUAAUGCCCUUGACAAUCGAUUUGGAGCGCCGUCGUCACAGCCUUUUGUUAAUUCACCGUAUCCAAUCGUGCAAGGAGUGCCCGGAAAUAUUUUUUAAGGCCGUAGUUUUAAGUUUAAUUUUUUG